GUCAUUUAAUUUAAUUUUGUUAUUUUAUUUAUGAGUGCAUUUACCAUUUUUUCUGCUUAAAUUAUAAAUGUAUUUCUUUAAAUAAUGUCACAAUUAGUUGCAACAAACAAAUAGAACAUUUUGAUACAUUUAUUUAUCUUAGGCCAGUUGUUCAGUGCAGUUAAAAACCAGAUGUAAAAGAGAAAGAAAGAGAGGGGCUGGGAGGGGCAGACUAGGGUUUUUUUCCCCCUCCUUUGAAUUGUUUUGUUCCUGCCGUUGUAGAAGAACUGAAAGCCUUCACUGAGAAUUGAAAAAAAGAAAAUGCAUCAAUUAUCUAUUGGAGUUUGUGUGAUUUUUUCUCUACUUCAUGGGAGCUGUGCACACAUCUAUAAUGAACGAGAGAAAGUACAAGUCGAAUGUGACCCUGGAGUCCGCGACGCGAUGGUUUUAUGGUUUCGAAUAAACAAUGAUGGCCCAGAAUUCUUAUUUACUACCAAAAACCAAGAUAUAAAGAUCGAUGUUGUAAAUGAAAAUUAUAAAAUUGUUAAAAAAAGUGAGAAGAUGCAUUUGGCCAUUCAGUCUUUUGAGAAAAAGAAAGAUAGCGGUGUGUACAUUUGUGCAGCAUUCAACAGCAAUAAACUCACCUUUGGAAAGCCCACAAAUAUUAAGGGAGAACCAGAUCCAACAACACAACUUCCAAAAAUUGCUCCAACAACAAAGGCAAAGCCUGAGGUGGUGACUACAGUGAAACCAAAGUGUACAUGCAAGAAAGCAGAAAUCAAACCUGUCCUCAAUUGUGAGAUUUGGAUAUUUUCAUCUUUGGCGGCUGGCUGCGGUCUGCUCCUCAUUCUGCUGAUCGUCACAAUUUUGUACUGCAACCGUUUAAGAACAAGACGUUGUCCCCAUCAUUACAAAAGACAACCUCAAAGCGGACCUGCUCACCAUGCCAAACUGCCCAACAACCACUUCUAGUGCUUAUAAAGACACAGGAAAGUCCAAGAAAUAAAAGAUUUCAUUUUUUUUCCUUUCAGUAUGUUUCCUCUUUCAAGACUGUUAGGUCUGUAGAGCCUUAGUCUACUGAUGUUUUUGUGUUUUUUAUUAUCCUUUACUGAUGACAAAAUGUUUUAUAAUCGAUUUUGAUUCGAUGUGUACAGUUAAGUUUGGUUAAAAUUAAAACUUGUUACUUGUUACAUUAUACUGUAUGGCACCGCAAUGUCUGCUAAUCUGCCCUCUGUUGGCAAGAGGUUGAACUGCAACUCAAUAAACAUUAGACCAAAAUGAUGUGCGUAUCCACUCAUAUCAGAGAAGUAAAACAAACCAAAAAAAAGAAAUACAAUAAAAUUGUAAACUUGUGUGUUUUUGCAUCCGGUUGAUACAUAUUACAACAUUCAGUUAGAUAAACAAAUUGAAAAUGCACACAAAUCAUGCCACAA
Molecule: messenger RNA, 1412 nt
Organism: Xyrauchen texanus (razorback sucker)
Lineage: Eukaryota; Metazoa; Chordata; Actinopteri; Cypriniformes; Catostomidae
Gene: cd8a
Product: CD8a molecule
Exons: 6
Coding region: 301-951 (216 amino acids)
Source: RefSeq, a predicted model, not a curated record